Messenger RNA from Colletotrichum costaricense, 300 nucleotides. RefSeq lists its product as uncharacterized. The record is from RefSeq and is a predicted model, not a curated record. NCBI's taxonomy places the organism in Eukaryota, Fungi, Ascomycota, Sordariomycetes, Glomerellales, Glomerellaceae. Bases 1 to 300 code for a protein of 99 amino acids. The transcript has 2 exons.
AUGAAGUUCCAACUCCUUCCUCUCGUUGCUCUCCUCGCAGCUCAUGCCUACGCGGCAUGCGGCCCUGACGAGACCGAGCUCUUCGACCUACAGGUUACCACUGGCACAAGUCAAUGUUCCAACUUUGGCUGUUUCAAAGCUUGCACUUUCCCCGACGGAAGCGGUUCAUGCAACGGUUGCACACAAUCAGUCUCUAAUGACCACAUUCGACCACUCGGCGGUAGUUACUGCUGCAAAGGACCCCUCACAGGCCAGACCAACACCUGCAUUACUGGUUGCCCCGCAGGAACAAGAAGUUGA